AUGGAUGCCAUCUGUCAGUUCCUGACAGCAUCUGGUGCCAUAUGCCAGGUGGCAUGGGCGAUCCAUGAGACGGAUGAACGACGACGGCUUAAAGGAGAAUGUGAUCUUGCUGACUUGUCCAUCGGCCUCCGCCAUACCAUUCAGUUGCUACCAGAUACGGCAGCAGCUAUAACCGAUAAACACAAAACACUGGUUGAGACUUGCCUGAAACUGGGACGUAAUCUUCUGAUUCGUCUUGACCGCGCCGAUGAGUCUGUUCACACGAUCCAUAACCCUGGGCCUAGACUUCGUGACAUAUGGACUCAAGAUGUUAUUGAAGCCUUUGCCUUACGGCUGGUUGGCCUAAUACGUCAGCACCAAUCUAUUAAUCCCCCAUCCGAUGUCCUCACUCAAUAUGAGCGAGUUCUCUCGUCCUUCAGGCAUAACGCACCCCGAAAACAACAAUCGAAUAGCAAUGAAGAGAUUCAAGCUCGACGUUCGAGCCAGCGCGAGUCGCAGUCAUCUACGGGGAAUUUCAGCUCUCUCCCAGAGAGCUUGGCCAUAGACGUGAGAGUGCUCAAGUCCAACAGACCUUCGCAAUCCUUGAAUGCUCCAGUUGGUCUCCUCAAUGAGUUCAUUCUCGACACUCUGGCUUACAAAGAAAUGUUUGACCGGGAGGCAAGUGUAGUCAAAGCACAUGUGAAGACCUUCGAUUGGAUCUUCAGUGAGAACUGCCACCAGGGCCAGACGGAGAAGGAUUUUCGGCACGGUCUCUCUGCAUGGCUCAAGACUAACGACUGCAAUCCCAUAUAUUGGAUGUCGGGUAAGCCGGGAUCAGGCACACUCCCCGUGUUAACCGCAGGAUUCUUUUCUUGGGCCAGUGGGAGUCAGGAGCAGCGGUCCAAACGUGGUCUCUUCAGAUCUCUUCUGUAUCAGUUACUCCGGCUCAAUCACGAUCUCAUUCCUUGCACAUUUCCGAAUCUUUGGGCCAAAAUCCGCACCAUGACCUCUAAGGAGAGAAUCGCACUCCAUCUGGAAUGGGACAAAGACGAACUCCAGGAAGCCUUUCACUUAUACAUGAAAUCAUCACUUUCGAAAAUGAAGUUCUGCCUUUUCAUUGAUGGCCUCGAUGAGUUUGAGGAAGGCCAUCGGGAACUGAUUAUCUUUUUCAAAGAGCUCAGCCUUAAUAGCAAUGUUAAGAUUUGUCUCUCUUCGCGUCCCUGGACUACGAUUGAAGAAGCCUUUCAAAGCAUUGGACCUAACGCCAAAAUACAAGACAUCACGAAAAAUGAUCUACAUCAAUACGCAACUGACAGACUCAGAGAGAAUGUCGUUGUUCGUCGCUGUCUUGGACGCGAGAAUCUAAGGACAAAGGAAUUGCUCCAGGCGAUAGUUGAUCGGGCAAGCGGUGUAUUCUUAUGGAUCAAGUUGGCUUUGGACGACAUUCUCAAAGGUUUUGCGCCUGAAAAGGGUAUUUCUGGGUUGAUGGAGAAAGUGGAUCAACUUCCAGCAGAGUUGGACGGCUUGUACGAAAAGCUCUUGUUUCAGGACCAAACCGAUAUUCAAAUCGCCAGGACGGCAACUUUCCUGUUCCUCAUCGAGUCGAGAGAGAUUGCGGCCGAGUUUGUCAAUGACACAUCAGCAUGCGCUCUUACAGUGUGGGAGUUGGCCUUUGCUUUGGAAGAAGAUGACGACUAUGCCACGGACGGGGUGGUAUCACAGGUGUCCGACAAGUUUAUCCUUGAACGCUGUAGUAGGACAGUGGAGUGCAUGCACCAAAGAUUCGCUGGACUUUUGAGCCUUCAAGGAAGGCAGACACAAGAUCGCCCGCGUACCCUCAAAUUCACGGAUAGCAUUGAAAUCGACAGUGCUUCAGUACGCCAACUAGCGGACAACAAGGUCACCUUCAUUCAUCGUACAGUGCGAGAUUGGCUGCGAGACGACCACGUUCAUAGGCGACUUGAACAGAGAGCAGAAGCUGGCUUUGACCCCAAUUUACGGCUUUUACAAUCAUAUGUGCUUCGACUCAAGAAACCGAUGGAUGAAAUUGAGCAUCAUCGACGGUUUGAUGAGUGGUGGCCGGACGUAACAUUAGCCAUGACUCAUUCCAGGUAUAUUAAAAAUGAUGUGAAGAAGAUGCAACGCUACUUCCUGAAUCAGCUCAACGAUAUCAUCUCGUGGCUGUGGGACACCAAACCGGAUAUAUAUGACCAUUGGGCUGCGAAAGCAUUUGGAUUUUUUCACGUUCGAAAGAAGGCUCCACCAAUCUGGCAUCCUUUCCUAUGCUUAGCCACGAAAUUCGGUUUAACGACAUAUGUUUCCGAGGAGCUAGACGCGUGUAUCUCUCAAGAUAGAUACGGCGUUCUUGAAAAAGAGAUGCCAACCGUGGACGACAAAGCUACUCCUCUUCUCACAUAUGCAACGGAGUUUCUUUGCUCGCGACAGCAGACGAUUUACCCGCUUUCUGACCCCCACAUGGUUCGCAACCUUCUCGCACGGUCUCAUCGAAUAAACCCCGGCCCAAACCAUGAGUACAUUGAUUUCGAAACCAAAAUCCCAAUGACCUCGUGGGUGAAUCUUUUGCGACUUCUCCGAGAGGCGCAUAGACGAGGAAUGAUAGGUUAUUUCGAUAUCGACACAAACGGCAUUGGACGUUGGACAGAGAUUGUGCGACUUUUCGUAGAGGGCGGUGCGAAUGUUAAUGCUGUUGUUGCAGCAGACUCUUGGGACUCGGAAAUAUCGACGGCUGGUGUUAUCGAGUUGUUGGCCGACACAUAUUGUGAUCCAAAGCUAGAAGAACUUAAGCAUCUACUUGACAAGAUAUAUAACAGGAGGUGCGAACGUGACCAAUAAGUUAGCGUUGAUAAUAAUGGUGCUCUUUGUUUUGACGUUAAUUAGCGUAGGGCCCUUUGGUCCUUUGUCACCAUUU
This is a messenger RNA of Aspergillus melleus, 2908 nucleotides long. RefSeq lists its product as uncharacterized. The coding region runs from base 1 to 2832 and encodes 943 amino acids. The record is from RefSeq and is a predicted model, not a curated record. Lineage: Eukaryota; Fungi; Ascomycota; Eurotiomycetes; Eurotiales; Aspergillaceae. The transcript is spliced from 3 exons.